AUGUUACUAGGACAAUUGGAGAAAGCCUCUCUGACUGAUUUGUUUAUUCAUUCACCUACCUAUAUUACAUUGAUGUUUAUUCCAUAUGAUGAUGUAGCGAAAAUCUUUUUCCAUAUUGUCUGUAUAGAUAAUCCACAGUCACACUAUUAUUAUAAACCAUCUCCUUUAUUUCUAUCAACAUCACAAGAUGAAUCAAUUUAUCAAACUUAUACAAAUCAAUAUAUUGAUCAAUCAUUUUCUUUAUCAAUUAUUAAUAAUCAAUUAACUGGUACAACUUUAGUACAAAUGGAUACAUCUGUAACAUUCAAUACUUUAUACAAUAAUAAUAAUAAUAAUAAUAAUAAUAAUAAUAAUAAUAAAGAUAAUCAAAUGAUGGAGCAACAUUAUCAUCAAGUAAGAUUAAGGAAUCCUAUUCUAAUUGGUAAAGUAUCAGCGAUUGAUAAAGAUAUAUCGAAUCAAUUGAAAUAUUUCAUUCCAAUAGGAAAUGAUAAUGAUAAUGAUAUUUCUAAUGUAUUCAGUGUAGAUAGUACAGAUGGUAGUGUUUACGCUAAUCAAUUAUUUGAUCGUGAAGAUGUUAUACAAAAAUAUACAUUAAAUAUUCAACUUUCAAAAUCAUCUUUAUUAACUACUGAAAUUAAUUCAUCUGAUCAAUCAGUUUAUUUAUGCUUUCCUAUAUAUGUUACUGAUGGUAUAUAUAAUAGUAGUACAAGAAUUCGUGUUCUUCUACAAGAUAUCAAUGAUAAUCCACCGAUAUUUGAAAAAUCAAUAUAUGAAUUUUAUGUAAUUGAAAAUCAACAACCAAUUAAAGAAAAUAUUAAAUUUUCAUCAAAUUUAUUUAAAAUUGAUGAAACAACAGGUAUAGUAUUUGUAACAGAGAAACUUAUUUAUCAUUCUGUAAAGUAUUUAGUACUAAUUACUGCACAAGAUAUGGGUUAUCCAAUAAAACGGAAGACUACAACUACUGUAACUAUCAGAGUACAAAAUAGUAAUCUUCUUCAAUCUUUGAAUACAUUCAAAGUCUCUGAAAAUUCAAAUGAUGAUAAUGAUUAUGGUAAAUUAACUGAUACUGAUAAGCAUCAAAUACGUCGAUUGGAGUAUAAUAUGAAUUCACUAGAUUCUACUUAUUCCAAUGGAUAUUCAUCAUCAAUAAAAAUGUUGAAUAAUGAAAAUCCUUCGAAUCAAUUAAUAAAUGGACAUGAAAAUCAUUACAGCCGAUUAAAUAGUAAUAAUCGACGUAUAGAUAAUCGUUAUAUCAAUUUAUCUGAUCAAACAAUAGUCAUUAUAUUGGCUUCAAUAUUUAUUCUAUUAUUUUUUACAACAUUAAUAUUAGUUUGCUUAAUAAAACGUCGAAGAGAUUUUGAACAGAGAAGAUUAGAAAGACAAAAGAAUCAUUUUAAUGGUCCUGUUACCAAUAUACACGGAACACAAACAGGAUUACCCUCUCCAACAUCCAACAGUUUACAUUGUUCAAAUAGUUCAAAAUACAAUGAAUUCAAUAAUCUUACUAAUUUAUACCCUAUAAUUAUGCAUGAUAAAUUUGAUGGAGAUAUUGGCCCACGUACAGAUUUUAUUGAUCAGUCAGAAGAUUAUGAUUCAACAAAUAUCCCAAGAAUCUAUGAAACUUCUGGUCGAACGAAUACAUCAACGCCUAAUUUAGGAGUGAUUUUAACAAGUAAUGGUUACCAAGAAUUGUAUUCACCUGAUAUACUGAAUACUCAAAAUUCUUCAAGAAGAAAUCCUUUGGAGUUGGACCGCUCAACUAAAAAAGGCGAAUCAAUCAACAAUCCAUGUAAUCUACUGUCUUUAAUCAAUCCACCAUCAACAACGGAAUCUGCACGAUUAGAUAAUUCAGUGUCAACAUUCUAUAGACAGAGUCGAACGCCACCUCCACUUAGAACUCUAAGUGGAACAUCACCCAGUGAUUUCGUCACAUAUACGCCAGAACAACAUCGCGAACAUGUAUUUAAAUUAAGACAAUUACAUCAAAUCGGUGUAGAAACUACACCACAUUAUCAGACAAUCAAUUCAUUUCUUCCACUUCAGUCAACUCAUCAAAAAAUGAAAUUAUUAAAGCGUAGAGUGGAUAAUUCUAAUCAGCAGAGAUUACCUUAUUUGACAGAAAUGACCAACCAAUACAAUGAUCUCACUGAGAAUAACAAUAUCACCUCUACUCAUCCAGAUAUGUUAAACAAACAACAACUACAACAACAGACCAUCCUGCUCUAUGAUAUAUCAGCGACCAAUCAAAAAAAUGCUUCAUUUGUCCACGAUAAUCAUCACAAUCAAGGUUAUCCAUGCAACCAAUCAGAAAACAGCACAUCAAUACCAUUUAAAGAAACCUCACCUUGUUUAACAACCAAUCAGAAUGAACAAACAAAAGAUGAGAAAAGCAUGUCAAACUUGUUUAAAAAUACUAACAACAACGCUACUCAAAACACAAAAAGUAGUACUCAUGACAAUAAUAAUAAUAACAAUAAUAAUAAUAAUAGCUCUGAUAGCAACAGUAAAACAAAAGAAAUGCAGAAUCAGCCACCUAAGAUGGUCAGUAAAACAAGUUCACUGAAAAGGAAUACAACUACAACAAGUAAAGGAGUAUCAUUCGUAUGA
Messenger RNA from Heterobilharzia americana, 2607 nucleotides. The record is from the annotation of a GenBank genome assembly. Lineage: Eukaryota; Metazoa; Platyhelminthes; Trematoda; Strigeidida; Schistosomatidae.